Molecule: messenger RNA, 945 nt
Organism: Kwoniella shivajii
Lineage: Eukaryota; Fungi; Basidiomycota; Tremellomycetes; Tremellales; Cryptococcaceae
Exons: 6
Coding region: 1-945 (314 amino acids)
Biological process (GO): FAD biosynthetic process
Molecular function (GO): FMN adenylyltransferase activity
Source: RefSeq, a predicted model, not a curated record
AUGUCGAUCGAUCCUUCAUCCCUCUUAGCUGUACUUGAGCGAGCUCAAAAGGCCGAUAAGUUAGGGAGGUUAGUAAAAGAAGCUUUAGUGCUCAUUGAGACUGUUCUAAGUCAACUAGGGGAAGAAGCAGUAGCUAUGUCUUUCAAUGGUGGAAAGGAUUGUACUGUGUUAUUACAUAUCUAUGCGGCUGUGUUGUAUGCUCGAAAUACUCAAGAAUCAUGUUCGAGUGAAUUAUUACCUAAACCAGAUUCAUCGAUUGUGAUACCAAGUCCACCUGAUCAAAUACAUAUCGCCAGCACUCAACUUGACAAACCAGCUGUCGUACCACCACCGAUACCAUCCACUUCAGCAUCCGAUUCCACCUCUACCUCCUCUCCGGAUUCGAAUUCGAACUCGAACUCGACAAUGGAUAUAUCGGGUCAUGCGACACAUCAUCAGCCUUCAUCUUCAUCAGUAGAAUCACUUCCAUAUCCACCGAUCCGUAGCAUAUAUAUAACGGCUCCUAAUCCUUUUCCGGAAUUAGAUCAAUUCGUCAUUGAUUGUACUACAACAUAUGGAAUGGACUUAUAUCGUUUUGGCGGUGGGAUGAAAUCAGCCUUGGAAGAAUGGUUAAAUAAAGGUGGGAAAGGAAGUAAAUCCGUUUUAGUCGGUACCAGAAAAGGUGAUCCCAAUGAUAACGUCGAAAUACUAGCUAUGACAGAUCCAUCUUGGCCUCAAUUCCUACGUGUACAUCCAAUCUUACAUUGGACUUAUUCGGACGUUUGGGAUUUCCUACUAGAAUUGAAAGUCCCUUAUUGCUCGUUAUACGAUGAAGGAUACACUUCAUUAGGAUCUACGACCAAUACUUCUCCUAAUCCACUAUUGAAAAACCCAAAUUCCGCGAAAGGUUGGGAUCCAGCUCACAAAUUGAAGGACGCUUCUCAAGAACGUGCCGGUAGGCAUUGA